Molecule: messenger RNA, 897 nt
Organism: Gastrolobium bilobum
Lineage: Eukaryota; Viridiplantae; Streptophyta; Magnoliopsida; Fabales; Fabaceae
Exons: 7
Coding region: 129-794 (221 amino acids)
Source: RefSeq, a predicted model, not a curated record
UUAUUCCUUCAGUUAGCUUUGGUGGAUCCAAGACAAGUAACCAUCAAUCAGUUUCUGUUAGAUGUAACUAUGAAAAAUUUGAGUGCCGGGAUGAUGAUCCCUUGGAUAAAUAUGUUGAUUUUAGUCCCAUGUGUAAUAGCAAGGAUUUUUUGAAAGAUAAAAUUAAUGAUGAAGAUCAAGCCUCUAGAAGGAGUACUAGCAGUUCUGAAGUUUUUGAAGAAGUAAAUGGGCAGCAUUCUAAAAAUACUCCAAAGAAGCCUCCACUCAAUCUUUUUGAUGACUCUACUUUUAUUUCUCCUGAGUUGAAUGAAUUUUUUGAAUCAUGCCUCCCUAAUAUAGUAAAAGGGUGUAAGCGGGUCUUACUUUACAGUACUUUGAAACAUGGAAUAUCACUUCAUACACUUUUUCGCAAGAGUGCUGAACUUGCUGGUCCUGGUUUGCUGAUUGUUGGAGAUAUGCAAGGGGCUGUGUUCGGUGGGCUGCUAGAUUGCCCCUUGAAACCUGCAGCAAAGCGAAAAUAUCAAGGGACAAACCAAACUUUUGUCUUUACAACCAUAUAUGGGCAGCCAAGGCUGUUUCGACCUACUGGUGUCAACCGGUACUAUUACUUAUGUUUGAGUGACUUACUUGCACUUGGUGGUGGUGGUAGUUUUGCUUUAUGCGUAGAUGGAGAUAUGUUAACUGGAACUAGUGGACCUUGCGAUACAUUUGGAAGUUUAUGUCUGGCUCAUAGUCCUGAGUUUGAAUUGAAGAAUGUUGAGUUGUGGGGUUUUACGCAUGCUUCUCUUACCUGACGCAAGGCUGAGAUGCUUUUGUUGGGGUGUCCUAAACUAGCAAAUCCAUUUCUCUCUCUCUCUCUGCACCUACCUAGCAAUUUAUAUAUUGAUGUAGAUUACC